CUUAAGUAAAUUAUGGUAAUAUGUAUUCAAAAUAUUGUAGUGAUAAAUUAGUGCAAAUAUAAUGAUAAAAAUAUUAUCAAUAUGACCCAAUAUCCAACUGAAUUAUUACGUAGCAUGAUAACAUAUAAAUUCGGAGAUUGCAGAAAAUAUUGUAAGAUAGAAAAAAACAUUUAAGAAAUAAAUGGUAAAAAUGUUUAACGAACCUAAAAUAUUAAUAAUUGGAGCUGGAGCUGCUGGAAUUUCAGCUGCCAAGAGAUUAUUAGAAAAAGGUUUACAAAAUAUUACUAUACUUGAAGCUGGUGAUCGUAUUGGUGGUAGAAUACAUACUGUAGAAUUUGCAAAUAAUGUGGUGGAAUUAGGUGCUCAAUGGGUACAUGGAGAAAGAGGAAAUAUAGUUUUUAAUCUUGCUUUUCCACAUAAAUUGCUUGAUUCUUCUGAAACAUUGCAUGAUUUUAGUAAACAAAUAUUUGUAACUCCUAAAGGCAAAAUAAUCCCACAAGAACGUAGUAUUGAAUUAUUGAAAGCAUAUUAUGAUAUUUCUGAUCGUUCAACAGAAGAUUUAAAAAAUGCAACAGGAUCAUAUGGAGAAUAUUUUUGUAAUGAAUUUUAUAAAAUUCUUAAAGAAAAAUCUUUUGCUGAUAAUGAAGAAGCAGAAUUAUUUUUGGAUUGGAUGCAUAAAUUCGAUAACUCCAUUCAAUGUAGUGAUACAUGGUUUGAUGUUUCUGCCAAAGGUAUUGCAGAAUAUUGGCAAUGUGAAGGAAACUCUUUACUUAACUGGAAAACACAUGGUUAUAAAACAUUAUUUGAUUUAUUAUUGAACAAAAUUCCAGAUUCCAAGGAAACAUUAAUGAUAACAGAAAAAAUUAAAUUUAAUAAAGAAGUAUCUCUUAUUGAUUAUACAUCUACUAAUAAUGUGAUUGUUAAAGUUAAAGAUGGAUCUAAAUAUAAUGCUUCUCAUGUUAUAUUCACAGCAUCUUUAGGAGUGCUAAAGGAAAAACAUUCUAUGAUGUUUUUGCCUUCAUUGUCUGAAAGAAAACAACGUGCCAUAAAGGGUUUGAAUAUUGGAACUGUAAACAAAGUUUUUCUAGAAUUUCCAUAUACAUGGUGGACAGAAAAAUGUGCUGGUUUUAGUUUAGCUUGGACCAAAGAAGAUAAAAUACAGUUUCUUGAAUGUCAUGGUCAAGGCAAUGCAUGGCUAUGUGACGUAUUUGCAUUUUUUACAGUAGACUAUCAGCCUAGAGUUUUAUGUGCCUGGGUUGUAAGACAGAGUGCAAAAUAUAUUGAAACACUAUCUGAUAUAGAUCUUAUUGAAGGAUUAUAUUUAUUGUUAGAAACUUUUCUUGGAAAAUCUUAUAAUAUUCCAAGACCAGAUCAUAUGAUAAGAUCAAAAUGGUAUACAAAUAGUAAUUUUCGUGGAUGUUAUAGUUUUCAAAGCAUGAUAUCUGAAAAAUUAAAUGUACAACCAAAAGAUCUUGCUGAACCAAUUAUGUCUCCUGAUAAUAAACCUCUUAUACUCUUUGCUGGUGAAGCAACUCAUGAUCAUUACUAUUCUACUGUUCAUGGAGCUGUUGAAUCUGGAUUUCGUGAAGCAGAUAGGUUAUUGAAAUACCAAAUAAUACAUGGUUGGUUAAGGCAAACAAUAAACGACUUCGAAAAAAUAAGAAAAUUACAAACCAUGAAGAUACAACCGAUAGGUAAACCAGAAGUUGUAAUAAUUGGAGCAGGCAUUGCUGGGCUAGCAGCUGCAAAAGCUUUAGAAGAUGCCAAUUUUAAAAAUUAUCUUUUAUUAGAAGCUCAAGAACAAAUUGGUGGACGGAUACAAUCAUUAUUAUGGAAUGAGAACUGGAUUGAAUAUGGUGCACAAUUUUUACAUGGUAGCCAAAGUAAAUUAGCAAACUUAUGUUAUGAAAAAGAAUUAUUAUCAAAUAUUCAAUGUAAAGAUGGAGAGGGUAUAUUUUUAUCCGAUAAUGGGUUUGAAAUAGAUUUAAAGUUGGUGCAAGAAAUUGAUAACUUUGUACGUAAUAUAUUAGAAGAAUGUGAAAAUUGUGAGAAUCAAGAAGUUCAGAAUAAUUUUGAAAAUAUUGGCAGAAUUUUAAGAAGUCGAUUUAAAAAUUAUUUACAACAAUCAAAUGAUAUAACCGAUGUAAAAGAUAUUAAGAAAGGAAUUUUUGAUUGGAUGACUAGAUUUCUUAUAAUUGACAAUUCUUGUUUUACAUUAGAUGAAUUGUCUUUAAAAGGUUGGGGGAAUUUUAAAUUUGUUGGUGGUCCAGAAUAUCUUUCAUUUAAAGCUGGAUAUAAUUCUAUAUUAAAAUUUAUUGCUGACAAUUUAGAUCCGAAUAAUUUACGUUUAAAUAGUGCUGUGGAAGUAAUAGAAUGGCAACAAAAUAUUAAUAUAAAUGAAUCAGAAAAAUCAAUUAUUUUAACACUAUCAAAUGAAAAACAGAUUUUUACAAAAUGUGUAAUAAUUACAUGUUCCCUUGGCCAUCUGAAAGAAAAUUAUCAAAAAAUGUUUGUGCCUCCAUUACCAUGCAAUUAUACUUUAGCAAUUGAAUGUCUUGGAUUUGGUUUAAUAAAUAAAAUAUUUCUUGAUUUUGGUCAAUCUUGGUGGAAGCCAGAAACAAAAGGAUUUCAAUUUAUUUGGCACAAAAAUAAUAUAAAUGUGUUUUCUGAAAAGUCCUUGGCUACAUGGACCAAAGAUCUUACAGGUUUUGAUGUUUUACAAAAUCAUCAAGGUGUACUCCUUGGAUGGGUUGGUGGACAAGGUGCCAGUAUUAUUGAAACAUUGAGUGAAGAAGAAGUUGCAACUGAUUGUUUAAAUUUAUUUAAGUAUUUUCUUAAAAUUGAUAAUAUACCUACAGUGCAAAGAUGUGUUAGAACACAGUGGAAUGCAAACAAGUACAUAAGAGGUAGUUACAGUCAUAUUUCAGUGAAUUGUGAUAGAAAAAAAAUCACGCCAGGUACACUAGCAGAACCAAUUUGGGGUACAAUAACUCAACAAAAUUGUACUAAGAUUGUACCAGUAAUAAUGUUUGCUGGUGAAGGAACGCAUGACAAUUUUUAUUCUACUACACAUGGAGCAUAUGAAACUGGAUUAAAUCAGGCACAAACUUUUUUACGUUAUCAUGUUAAUCAAUUUUAAUUUUUUAUGUAAAUUAAUCGUGUUCAUAAUAAUACGCAUAUAUACAGCAUACACUGCGUAAAUAUCAUUAAGUUUUGGUUUAGUUUUAUAUAUACAAUUUAUUUCAUAUCAAAUAGUAUAUUUAUGUAGUAAUUUAUUUAUAAAGCUUUUGCAUAAAGCUUUAUAAGUCUAUCUGCUUCCCUCCAUCCUGAUGCAAUUGCACCGUGUACAGUUGAAUAAAAACGUUUAUUUGUAGCUUCUCCGGCAAAUAAAAUUAUCUGAAAAAAAAAAGAAAAAAAUAAUAAUAAAAUAUAAAAUUAAAAAAAUAAUAUUUUCAUAAUUAUGAAAAAGUAGUAGUUACGUACGGGAAGUUGAUUUUUUAUUAUAGGUUCUGAGAGCUGUUCUGCUGAUGCAUGUACUUUUUCAGAUUCAACAGUAUGAAAACUAUACGUCCCACGAAAAUGUUUAUUCUGUGUCCACUUACUCCUAAAAAAUCAUAUUGAUAAGAAAUUGCAUUAGAUAAAAAACAAAUAUAUUUAUUACCUUAUCAUUGCAUUAGGUUUUGUAAUAUUGUAAUCUUUUCCCAUAAAAGUGUGUAACAUAUCCAUGGAAUGUUCAAGAACUUUAUCAUCAGGAAGUGUUUCCAAAAGACGACAUCCCUUUGCUGUUAUCCAAGCAAGUAAUAAAUGAGGUUUGUGUUCAACACUAUUAA
This is a messenger RNA of Vespula pensylvanica (western yellowjacket), 3830 nucleotides long. RefSeq lists its product as uncharacterized. Gene Ontology annotation, molecular function: polyamine oxidase activity. NCBI's taxonomy places the organism in Eukaryota, Metazoa, Arthropoda, Insecta, Hymenoptera, Vespidae. The transcript has 13 exons. Bases 182 to 3139 code for a protein of 985 amino acids. The record is from RefSeq and is a predicted model, not a curated record.